Brettanomyces bruxellensis is the source of this 987-nucleotide messenger RNA. RefSeq lists its product as uncharacterized. NCBI's taxonomy places the organism in Eukaryota, Fungi, Ascomycota, Pichiomycetes, Pichiales, Pichiaceae. The transcript has a single exon. Bases 1 to 987 code for a protein of 328 amino acids. The record is from RefSeq and is a predicted model, not a curated record. Gene Ontology annotation, cellular component: endoplasmic reticulum-Golgi intermediate compartment; COPII-coated ER to Golgi transport vesicle; Golgi membrane. Gene Ontology annotation, biological process: endoplasmic reticulum to Golgi vesicle-mediated transport.
AUGUAUAAUCCAUAUGCCCAACAGGCAGAAGAUGCCAAUUCCAAACAGCAACAACCAUUUGUGUCCACUGCACAACCUUUUGCAAAUCAAAAUGGACGCUUUACACAGGCAGGAUAUAAUCAGCAGCAACAACAGCAACAGCAGCAGCAAUGGAAUAACAACAUGCAAAUUCCUCAACAACAACAACAACAGCAACAACAACAACAAAAUAAUAUAUCAGGCCAGGGUUUCAAUACUUUUCUGAAUGAUCCAGCUGCUCAGAUGGGGCUUCGAUUCAGUCAAUCUGCAUUCAAUGCCUCUCAGCAGUACAUGCAGCAAAAUAUCAAGCAGUUUGUUAGCGAUGAAAACAUCAAAUACUACUUCAAGGUGUCGAAUUCGUACGUUUUGAAAAAACUUUUGCUGAUUGUCUUCCCCUACAGAAAUAAGACAUGGAUUCGCCAGUUUCGCACAACGACGGAUGCACAGGGAAAUUCUUUAGAAAUAUACUCAACUCCAGUCGACGAUUUGAAUGCUCCUGAUCUUUAUAUACCAUCAAUGGCUCUCAUGACUUACAUAUUACUCUGGGCAGUGAUGUCUGGAAUAAACGGAGAUUUCCAUCCGCAGCUUCUUGGUUAUGCACUCACUAGGACUCUUGCAUUCUACAUAGUAGAUAUCUUACUCUUGAAAAUCUCAUUUUAUGCCUUGAGCAUCAACUCAAAGCCUUCCAAAAUUUGGGAUCUUGUCAGUUACAGUGGUUAUAAGUUUGUCACGUCUCUACUUCUCAUGGUUGUCAAGCACUUCUUCUCUUCUUACUUUGUGAUUGCAGCGUUUUUCCUUGCAUUAAGCUUUUCCCUGGGCUUCUUUUUGAUGAGAUCGCUUAGAUAUGUCGUUCUUCCUAGUGGUAUGGACAGUGGUGCCAUUUCCCCUGGUAGUAAACGUUUGAGAACGCAGUUCUUGUUCAUGUACUCGUUUGUCAUACAAGCAGUGCUAGUUUGGUUAAUGGCUUAA